AUGCCAAAGAACUACCAGUACAUUCUGGCACUUGUAUUUGCAAUAAAAGAAAUCAAUGAGGAUUCCAUGAUUCUUCCAAAUGUCACUUUGGGUUUCCGCAUCUUGGAUAACUACUGUAGUAGACAGAUCACAUAUGAUGCCACUUUGCGCCUGCUUUCCACAAAGAACAGAUUUAUCCCCAACUACAAAUAUGACCUAGAGAACCAUUUGAUAGCAGUCAUUGGAGGACUUGAUUCUGAAACCUCUCUUUAUAUGGCCACAAUAUUAAACCUUUACAAGAUUCCACAGAUCACAUAUGGAUCACUUGUUUUAGGACUGAGUGAUGAAAUUCUUCUUUCUUCUUUAUAUCGGAUGGUUCCAAAUGAAUACAGUCAGUACUCUGGGAUUAUUCAGUUACUGAUAUAUUUUAGAUGGAAAUGGAUUGGCCUGUUUGCAGUGAAUGAUGAUAAUGGAGAAAGGUUUUUCCAGGGCAUUGUGCCUAUGCUUUUUGAAAACCAUAUCUGUUUUGCUUUUAUCAAGAGAACACAUAAAUGGACUGAUCUGGCUGAACUUUUAGACUUGUUUCUAGAUGAUCUGGAGAAAUUUCCCAGUCUCAUGAAAAGUAAAGCCAAUGUAUUUAUUGCCCAUGGUUCCCUGGUAUCCAUGCUUAAUUUAAUCUGGUAUCUUCAGAUGUCUGCUUGGGAUUCACACAUUGGUAAAGUGUGGAUUGUGACAGAACAGUGGGAUUUCACAUUAACUGACUAUCAGAAGAACAUGGAUAUUCUUCCUUUCCAAGGUGCUAUAUCUUUUUCAGUUCAUUCAAAUGACAUACCCGGUUUUACGGCAUUUCUUGAGAAUGUAAAGCCUUUCUGGAGAAGACAAGAUGGUUUUAUCCAGGAUUUUUGGGAAAAGGCUUUUAGCUGUUCGUUGAAAAAUUACAAGAUAACUGAAGAUGAGGAGCACAAGAAAAAAUGCACAGGAAAAGAGAAGCUGGAGAGUCUUCCAAGAACUUUCUUUGAAAUGAGAAUGACUGGCCAAAGCUACAAUACCUACAAUGCUGCCCAUGCCAUUGCACGUACUCUACACACUAUUUGUGAAGCUAAAGCAAAAUACAGGAGAAGGGUGCCUGGAAGACUCCUACAGUUUUGGAAUCUCCAGCCAUGGCAGAUAUUACCAAUAUCUGUAUGUAAUGACCAGUGUCGUCCUGGUCACCAUAAGGAAAAAAAGGAAGGGGAACCAUUUUGCUGCUAUAUUUGUGUACCAUGUCCAGAAAGAAAGAUUUCUAACCAGAAAGAUAUGGAUUUCUGCACUGAAUGUCAAGAAGAUGAAUAUCCAAAUUUUCAACAGAACCAAUGCAUCCCAAAAUUUUUAAACUACCUGUCCUUUGGAGAGCAACCAGGAAUCACUUUAAUGGGAUUUUCAAUUGCUUUUGCUCUGACAACAGUUUGGGUCCUUAGAACUUUUUGGAAACACCAGGACACUCCUAUAGUCAAAGCAAACAACCGAAACCUCACCUACAUUCUUCUCUUCUCUCUCUUUCUUUGCUUCCUUUGCUCUCUCCUCUUCAUUGGAAAACCAACAUCUACCACGUGUAUUCUCCGACAAACAACCUUUGGCAUUGUCUUCUCUUUGGCCCUUUCCAGUGUUUUGGCCAAAACAAUUACUGUUGUUCUAGCCUUUGUGGCUACUAAACCUGGGUCCAAGAUAAGGAAAUGGGUAGGGAGAAAGUUGGGAUAUACUAUCAUCAUUUCCUGCACCUCUAUCCAAGUGUGCAUUUGUUGUCUUUGGCUGCUUACUUCGCCACCAUUCCCAGAUAGGGACUUAAACUCUCUCCGUGAAGAAAUCAUUCUAGAAUGUAAUGAGGGUUCUACUACCAUGUUUUGUCUUGUCUUGGGCUACAUGAGUUUUCUGGCCAUGGUCAGCUUCUCUGUGGCUUUCUUUGCCAGGAAGUUACCUGACAGUUUCAAUGAAGCCAAAUUUAUCACUUUCAGCAUGUUGGUCUUUUGCAGUGUUUGGUUGUCUUUUGGUCCAAUGUACUUGAGUACCAAAGGAAAAUAUGUGGUGGCUGUUGAAGUCUUCUCUAUCUUAAUAUCGAGUGUUGGGUUGUUGAGUUGCAUUUUUUUCCCUAAAUGCUACAUAAUUGUAUUCAGGUCUGAACUGAACAACAAAGAUCAACUAAUAAAGAGACAAUGCAGGGUCAUCUAA
Pantherophis guttatus is the source of this 2184-nucleotide messenger RNA. Its product is annotated as vomeronasal type-2 receptor 26-like. Gene Ontology annotation, molecular function: G protein-coupled receptor activity. Gene Ontology annotation, cellular component: plasma membrane. Lineage: Eukaryota; Metazoa; Chordata; Lepidosauria; Squamata; Colubridae. The record is from RefSeq and is a predicted model, not a curated record. Gene Ontology annotation, biological process: G protein-coupled receptor signaling pathway.